AUGAAGCUUGCCCUCCCCUUCACACUCGGCGCGACGCUCGUCGCAGGACUUCAGUCCGUCGCGGCAUGCGGCGACGACCACGACCACGACCACGAGGAGAGCAGCAGCCAUCUGCAUCGGAGGGCUGUCCCGCAGGUCCCGCUCACCCCGCCGUCGCGCCCUUUGCAGUGGGGAGACGUGAACAUCAUCCACACGACGGACAGCCACGGAUGGCUCCUUGGACACCAGAAGUCGUCGUUCCCUGAGCCCAACUACAGUGGGGACUUUGGAGACUUCGCGUCGUUCGUCGCGCAUAUGAAGCAGAUUGCGAAGGUAUGCAUGAGCGCGAUGUCGACCUCCUUCUCGUCGACUCUGGAGAUUUGCAUGAUGGCACGGACGGGCAUUUCCGACGGAUUCCCUGCAGGUGGGGUGGACGCGCAUGACUCCAACAAGUUCUUCCAGCAACUGCCAUAUGACGUGCUAGCCAUUGGAAACCAUGAACUAUACGUCUACGCGAACACGUAUGAUAUGUACACCAACUUCGCGCCGAAGUUCCCUGGACGAUAUUUGUCCUCGAACGUCAACAUCACCGUUACCGGUAAAGAUGGCAAGGCUGUCAGUGUCCCUGUCGGAAGCCGUUUCGCGAAGUUCAGAACUUCAAAGGGCCGUCGCGUCACAUCUCUUGGUGUUCUCUUCGACUUCACCGGCAACGAUGUCAACACCACCGUGCAGAAGGUGGAAGACAUGGUCAAGGAGACUUGGUUCGCGGAGACAAUCAAGGAAGAACCCGACUUUUUCUUGCUGGCUGGACACAUGCCUGUUGCCAAUGACAAGUGGCCAUUCGUUUUCAACGCUAUCCGCGCUGUGCACCCGGCUACGCCGAUUCUGAUCCUGGGCGGACAUACUCACAUUCGUGAUUGCGUGCAGUACGACGGUCGAUCCAUGUCGUUGGAAAGUGGUCGUUACAUGGAAACAGUCGGGUGGAUGAGCGUCAACUUAGAUCACAAGCCCAGCAACAAAAACCUUACCUUCAGCCGGAGGUACCUUGACCCCAAUCGUGUUACAUACGAGUAUCAUACUGGACGAGGCUAUGCCCAGUCGUUUGAUACCCCAAAAGGCAAGGAGAUCACGCAAGGACUCAACCAACUGGCCGUGAACUUCGAUCUGGCGUUUCAGUAUGGCACGGCACCUCAGGAUUAUACCCUCUCUCGCAAUCCUUUCCCGUCAAAUGGAUCGUUGCUAUCUUUGUUCAUCGACGAGGCUACUCCAGUAGCAUUGGCAGUUAACAACAGCAGGGCCCUGAUCCCCAACAUCAUCAUCUCCAACUCCGGAGGCCUGCGCUUCGACUUGUACUCGGGCGCGUUUACCAAAAACGACCAGCUGACCUCGUCGCCUUUCGCGGAUUCGUUCCUCUAUAUCCCCAACGUGGCACUCAGCGUCGCCAGUAAGGUUUUGCCUACGCUGAACCAUGAAGGCGCGAAUCAGAGAAGGCAAGAGUUGAGGGAGAUCUUGGAGAAGAGGGAUGCGGAGGCAUAUAGCCGCGGAGAGGUUGAUAUGAGAUAUAGGAGGUGGCUGGAGGAGAUGGACAGGCGCGACGGAGAAGAGAAGAGGGCUAAGGGUAACUUGACGUUGGGUUAUGUCACCUCGGACUCCUGCCCGGGCGUUGGCGAUGACACACUCCACUCCCCUCUUCCGUUCUACUCCGCGCCAGACUUCAUCGGUUCUGCCGCACCGAACGUGACAAGCGAUACCCCGAUCGACCUCGUGUUCAUCGACUUCAUUCAGAGCCAGCUGUUGACGGUGCUCAACGGACUCCAAAACGCGACGACAUAUACCAACGCCGACGUCAAAUCCUACAGCAGCGUCAUGUCAAACGGGGUGUUGGGCGUGUUCGCGCAGCAGAAGUGGAACUGAGCGGCAGUCGCGCAACUUCUUAUAUUUCCAGCUAUGUUUAUUGGUCCCUUGAUGCAUUAAUACGUUCACAACC
Heterobasidion irregulare TC 32-1 is the source of this 1966-nucleotide messenger RNA. RefSeq lists its product as uncharacterized. Gene Ontology annotation, cellular component: cytosol. Gene Ontology annotation, molecular function: hydrolase activity. The transcript is spliced from 19 exons. Bases 1 to 1893 code for a protein of 630 amino acids. Gene Ontology annotation, biological process: nucleotide catabolic process. Lineage: Eukaryota; Fungi; Basidiomycota; Agaricomycetes; Russulales; Bondarzewiaceae. The record is from RefSeq and is a predicted model, not a curated record.